Messenger RNA from Amoebophrya sp. A25, 4699 nucleotides. NCBI's taxonomy places the organism in Eukaryota, Dinophyceae, Syndiniales, Amoebophryaceae. The record is from the annotation of a GenBank genome assembly.
AUGCCGUCUCCGUUUAAGAAUCCGGCCCUCGUCAAGGAUGAGACCAAUCCGAACUCCACGUCAAUGAAGGAUGCGUUUCGUCCAGGCCAGAAGAACCCAACGCAUGAUCUUGAGUUAUGGUGCGACCUCAAAAAUAAGUGUAUAUAAGUACUUGGAUUUGCUGCAAAAGCGAGGAUAGUUCUUGAGAUGGGUUUUCUGACACGACAACUUGCUGUUUUAGUAUUCUUAUCUGCUGGGGUUGAACAGUGCGUACAUGUAUGGUUCUGGUAUUUGGUAUAGCCUGAAUUUGAUCCUAAGGGUUCUCUUCUUGUUUUCCCUUAGGAUCCAACUCAGGUUACCAAAUACCAGAACCAUUCAGUACAACUAGUUUCCCAUUUUCCAAGAAUCUAGUCCAUAAUUAUAAUUCGUAAUAUACAAGAACAAGCAGUCAAAAUCAAAAAAUUUUCUUUCUGCUAAGGAUCGAGUUCAUGGAAAAGCAUGGUGGCCCGAACGCAUUCGACAACUACGAAUCGGUCACCGUACGCAACCAGACGAGCUAUGACCACUACUUCAACGAUCCUGAGUGGAAGGCGCUACUAAAGAUGCAAAAUGCACCACUCGAAGAGGAACAGAAGGAAGAGGUAAGUAGUGUUUUUGGCUUUGUGUGGUUCGUUUCAGUUUGGUGGAGAUUGGUCUCAGUUUGAUUGUGUAGUGGAAAUACAUAGAACUAGAGUACUUAAAUAAUUUGUUGUACAACUACUUUUUGUAUCAUUGAAGACUUCAUCUAGUUGUACUCGAACCUACGUUGUCCUAGCAGGUGCGGCCUGGCCGCGAAGCGGUAAACCCUCAACCUUAACCUUAACCUCUACUUGUAAUUGUAUCAUGAUUUAUGAAAGUAAUUCAUCAUCCUACAACAACUACCCGCCUACUUAGGUAGAAGUAGCUGUGAUCAAGAUCAUUGAAGAUGACUUCAUCAUAAUAUACCAGGCUAGUGACUCCCCACCGAAAGUAGACACGUUUGAGCGAUGUUUGGGGCAUCGCGUCUACGACCUAGAGGAACCAUGGAGCAAGGAGACGGGUCGUUUCUGGCGUGAAGGGAAUAAUUAUGGAAGCAGGUUGAUGAAGAUAGAUGUCCUGAUGAAGAUACAUGUCCUAAACAGAAAACAUACAAGGACAUAACUCAACUUUCCUGAGUCAGUUAAAGUUUACUAAGUUGCCUCAAGUAGUACAAAAUUGUUAUUUUUCUUUUGAAGAUGUUUGUCCCCACGAGAGAAUUCAGUCUGGUUUUGCUUCAUCUUUUCGUUUGUACUUUGUUCCCGUUCAAUAUUUUACGUUUACAACUUUACAAUCCUCGAUGUUGAACCUCCAGCAGAACUUCUUUCCACUUUAUGUGAUAAGUAGAACUAGAACGUAAUAAAGCCGUAAAUUCAUAAGUUACCUCUUAUUGCUGUGCCAUCUUCUACUUACACCUUGAUGUUGUAGCUCUUGCUCUGCUUCUAAUGUUCGGAUCUGAAUGCAGCCAAAGACUACCGAUCCAAAGGUCCGCGUCAGAUGUUGCACGAAGUCGCUGCAGCCGGUCACGCAGGCACUUAUCUGGAGGAGGUAGAGGAAAUCGAGAGCAAGCGGUGCGUCUUUGAAAGACCAGAACCAACAAUGAAGGAAGCAAUGCUCAGGACAGGUAAUACUGUAGAAUAAUGAAAGAGGCCACGCGUAGGACUACAGGUACAACUACUAGAACUAGAAUAAUGAUGAAGGAAGCAAUGCUCAGGACAGGCACUUACAACGCCAACGGGAAGGUCACCUAGAAGAAGUUUUGAAACAAAAAAAAGCAAAAUAUGGCUACAACCCAAACACUUCCCCUUCCACCCCUUGUGCAAACUUCAGACGUACCCCUGGACUGGGUUUCCUCCCACUAGUACUACUACUGCUUGUUGCUGCUCGGUAGCCUUCCACUUGCAGCUACUUUUGGUGCUUCCGGUUUUGAUGUUUGGUUACUUGUUCCUUUUAUUGUUCUCUGGAGGUGGACUCCAAAAACAUCAUAUUCAACAACUAUACAGGACUUCCCGUAUCCGAUGGCAGCCCCUCGAAGGGAAGAAAGAGUGCAGAUAAGAAAGCGACGCAGCCAGUGACAAAUUUGCGCACACAGACAGCAUAUACGAAGGACGCACCAAUCACCUUCUAUAGCGAGCAACUGAAGAGCGAUGCACGUACAUUUAGCCAAUUUGAUUGCAAUUCUAUUUCUACUAGUACUAGAGUUGUACUAGGAGUUGGACGAGUGGCAGGGCGUUCUAUCACAUUCUUUUUCCCAUAAUAUCCUUGACCAUGUUGUUGUUGAUGUUGUCUAGCAUUUGACAACGAUGAAUAAUUGCAAACUUCAUCGGGAAACAAUCCUCCUGUAGUUUAAUUACAACCUUUUUACCUCCUAAGCCUCAUCCUAAAGAACCUUAAAUGAGUCGAAUUCAAAUCUGCACCAGCUUUCGUCCGAUCUACGGUUUACACGUCUGCUAUUACGGGACAUCAAGUUUUUGGGAAAAACAGCAAGUUUUCAGCGCCGACGCAGUUGAGUGUAACGAGUAUCCCACAUAAGACUGAGGCUGACAACACCAUGUUCCACGAAAGUGAGGACCGACGACGAGCUGGGGACCCACGCCCUUCUGCCAGUAGCGCGUCUAGCAGCACCUUGAGCGGAAACUUGUCAUUGCCUUAAGGCUAUCCGAUAAUUCUGUAUAAUGAUUUUUAUUUUGACGAAAAAAUUGAAGUACUCAGUAGUACGUAGAAGUAUGUUCCCUUCCUUGUACGAGAAGGGAAGAACAAGGAUAAAGGGUAUGCUCAAAAAUAUAUGAUUACCAGACAGAGUUCUGUGCAGGUUCUAAUUCCCGCAUCUGAAAAUCACGUUAGUUGCUGGAUUACGAGAACGUGGUGGACCCCUCUGCCUAGCGAAGUUGAGGAAAGGACUCGCUAGUGUUGCAGAUGCAGGCGGCUUCGUCCAGACAUUUAAGGGAAGUAGAUGGAAGAUCAUCAUCAUCAUUGCUUCUGGAGAAAAAUACUAAUUUUUCACAUUAGCAGAAGAAUAGUUAUAACACGAAAUUUCAAGAAGACAAGAAGAUAUUGGACAUUCUAAGAACAAAGCACGUAGUCUCUAAUGAAGCGGAUGCAGCACAGAUGCUGACGGUAUCAGGUGUGGACCAAAAAUGUAUCGGUUACCUCCUAGAGCGGAUGGAGAUUGAUACUGCAGUCGCAAUUGACCGGGUAAUGCAAGCACUGAGGCCUCCGAUCCGCGAGAAGGGCGAUCGGGAUCUCUUCAUUAAAGGUAGUACUUACGCACUCUGAAGAUGAUGUGUCUUUUCCACCUCUUCGUCUUCCACCUUUUGAAAACAAUCAGAUGAACAAUGGUGUAGUUCUACUGCUGAUCCCGAACCCUCCUGAGAGUGAGACGACCUUCGUAAUCAUUAGCUCAAGAAUGAAUUUCCCCCAAAAACAUCAAACCAGAUAUCCUGUCGUCAUCAGAAGGAUGGGAGGCAGUGUGCAGCAAGUAUGCGGACAAGUUCGGUGUAAAAUCGAAGGAUCAGGCGCGCAUAUUUUUGACAGAUCUAGGCGCCGUUUGUGCCGAUGCAGCAGAAAUGCAAGCAGUUCUUGCGGACGAUGAGAGCUAAUCCCAUUAGUCCUGCUUACGUACACUGACCCCCAUCGUCGAAUUGUUCCACCUGCCCGGAACGGACAACAUCCCCUUUUGUUCUUUGAUAUCAUCUCUAGAUCGACUCAAAAAUUUUGUCUUGUCAUCGCUGGAAAGCAAAGUCAAUACUAUCAAGACGUGUCAUAUUCGAAGCAUAGUAAGUUGUAGUACAACAUCAAGCAGCUCAUAUUCAUGAGUCUUACAACAAGUAUGCUCAAGUAAGUAGUAGCGGCACCCUUAUUCAUCAUUGCUGCAGUAGCACAACAUCAUCUUCUUUAUCGACUAGUAGCACAAGAAAAGUAACAAAGAUCAUGCUUCGUAGAAAAUGUCAUAUUUUCGUCCACCCACAUUACACAAAUGAACCUCGUCGUCAAAUAUUUCACGAUAAUGUUUUCAUGUUCAUGUUGCAUUAGAGAAUGAUUCUUCAUCAACAUCUUAAGUAGUAGUAAGUAGCCUCUCAAGGUAACAAGUACAACAUUCCAUUUCAUCCAGUUAGUAACCAAAAAGUAACAUGCCAGAUCAUCGUCAGUACGAUGGUCGACCCUAGUAGAAGUACAACGUCAACAAGAAGUACCUCAUGGCUUAUUCACAUUCAACACUCAACAACAUCAUUAUCAUUUUCGACAUUGCACCGUUUGCAUCCUCGUCAUUUAUCUGAUUUCCAAGAAUACCAACAAUCAUGAAUACCAAUAAGGGAUAGGAAAGUCUCUAGUAUCAGUAUCUAGCACGUAAGGAACUACCCACCUGUGAUUUGUCAUAUCUUCAUCAACGUCAUCAACAUUCUCUUCUCCAUCCACGUAAGAAUAGCAUUUUUGUCAACAUACCAGCGACGCUCAGAGCACAUACAGGAAAUCAACCUCGUUGCUUAGUAUCCCUAAGUAACCCUAUUAAGUAUCCCUAAGUACUUAACCCUUCUAACCUGCCCGCUCCCAAAAUCUCCCACGACGCUAUCGGCACAGCCUGCACAUUUGUUACUUUUCAUUCUUGCUCCAUUCAUUCUCGUGGGUGUUCCUCUCGGGCGGCGUCAGCAUCCGUUGGUGGAUGAAU